Molecule: messenger RNA, 396 nt
Organism: Knipowitschia caucasica
Lineage: Eukaryota; Metazoa; Chordata; Actinopteri; Gobiiformes; Gobiidae
Source: the annotation of a GenBank genome assembly
AUGAGAGAGAUGAGGGAGAUGAGGGAGAGGAGGGAUAUGAGGGAGGUGAGGGAGAUGAGGGAGAUGAAAGAGAUGAAAGAGAUGAGGGAGAUGAGGGAGGUGAGGGAGAUGAGGGAGAUGAGGGAUAUGAGGGAGAUGAGGGAGAUGAGGGAGGUGAGGGGAAUGAGGGAGGUGAGGGGAAUGAGGGAGGUGAGGAAGAUGGGGGAGAUGAAAAAGAUGAGAGAGAUGAGAGAAAUGAGGGAGAGGAGGGAGAGGAGGGAGAGGAGGGAGAUGAGGGAGAUGAGGGAGAGGAGGGAGAGGAGGGAGAUGAGGGAGAUGAGGGAGAUGAGGGAGAUGAGGGAGGUGAGGGAGAGGAGGGAGAGGAGGGAGGUGAGGGAGAUGGGAGAUGAGAGAUGA